UUCUCACACUGUGAGCUAUUAUGAAUUUUGAUAUUGUGACUAUAUUAUAUUUUACAAUAGGAUGGAUCCUCAGACUUGUUGGACUAUCCUUAUGAGUUUCUUUUUCUACUUCAUAAGAACAUUUUACGUCAUCUGUAAGGGAACGCUACACACCCUAAUGUUCUAACGUCGACUAUUUGUCAGAUAGGUCUUUUGUCAGAUCAUUAUUUAAUAGCCCACCAACCAAUGGCGCCUAGGUUUGGAUUAUAUCCCGUCCGGUGUUUUUCAAAUUAUUUAGUCACAUGGCAAGAUCACAUGGCGGAUUGACCAAUCCCUCACAUGACUAAGUCACUUUGAUUGUGAACGUUUGUGAUAAGGUGCAACACUCAAGGUCCAGUAGGAAGUGUUAUCAGGCCAGUUCAGUGUUAUAUCAGUGACUGUGGCACUACUUUGGCUCAGUUCAAUGUUGUGUUUACUCAAGAACGACGUACGAGUGGUGUUAAGGCGGCAGAAAUGGACUACAGCCUAUUGAGGGCUACAACCCCCGAAGAUAAGAUGAGAGUGGACGAGUUUGUCCGGGAACACUUCCUCCCUGACAUGCCACUGAUCAGAGUGUUCGGCGUGGAGGAUCUCCCGCCACCGCGCGAAUCCACGCCCCCGCAGACAGAGACAGCCCAGCAGAAGGGAGACUUCUGUGUCAUGGCUCAGAACAACCAGGGUGAUAUUGUUGGUGUCGCUAUCAACAGAAUCAUCCCACCUUGUCGUCCAUUGGCUUCGGACACCCUGGAAGAUAAAAAGGACAAGUAUAACUUUCGUCAUAAACAGCAAAACAGUUUUGGCGGUCAAGUUCAUUUGAAGAAAUCAAAAAUGCUGGAGAUGAUAGAGUUCAUGGACUGGGUGGAGGUGGAGGCGCGGCUAGACACGCUGCCACAGAAGACGAUAGAGCUGCGAGUGUUGGCGGUCCACAGGGAGUGGCGACGACGAGGAGUCGCCCGCAGACUGGCGGAGGAGAGUGUCAGACAAGCCAGGGAGGCAGGUCACCAGGCGAUCAGGACGUGUUGUACCAGCGAGUAUACGGCGAGACUGGCUCGCUCUCUGGGUUGGAGACAGCAUUACUGUCUGCGCUACCUGGACUACCCUGGUGAUGUGCAGCUGACUCCUCACCAGACACAUGAAUAUGUGUACUACUACGUCACCGAGCUGGACCAGGAGAAGGAAUGGGAGAUUGUGUUUAUCGAGGAUUACUAUGCGUGAACGGUUGGCUUAGGCAUUUUGUGAGUGUAACCAUAGCCGCCUAUUCCUAAACUGCAGCGUUGAAGUGUGGCAACGUCGCUCCGGCCGGCCUGUUGCUAUGCCAAUAACACUAAUAACACACUUUCAGUAGGCCAGGGUUGCGGCGUUGCCACUUUUUUCUCCCCGCGGCCCUGUAUUAGAGGAGGCAAUGGGGUAACCCACAGAGGAAACCAAGUGUAUACUAGUUCGAUUCUGUGAUGACAAAACAUGGUCACUAACGAGAGAAAGGGAAAUGAGUUGACCUGACGGAGCUUUUCUGAUAUGUAUAUUACUUAAUUGAUUAAGACCAACUGUUGUAUCAGAGCUAUAAAGUAACCUGUUACACAAAUAGCUCUAAAGGAACUAAACUUUUUGGGUAAAUUUUAUUAGGGUACUACUUCUAGCAAGUACAAAACAAAUUUGGUCGAAAAUUCUUUAUAACCGGUUCUAUUUACUACUGGUACAGAGCAACUGUUCUAUAGAGUCUAACUUUUAUCUCUAGAUAUAAUACAAGUACUAGCUCUAGAACAACGAGUUCAAUGUACUGUUCUUUAUUGAAAUUACUAGCCACAAGCACUAGAGUAACAGGUACGAAGUACUGCAUCUUUCAGUUAAUGUUUUACCUACUACCAUUGACUCUACUACUUUAAAUAGUAUUUUUAUCGGCAUACUAUAGCUGUAAAGCAACUUGCAACUGUUUACAUAAUCACUAAAAAUGUUUUUAAUUGUAACUUUAUUUUAAAGUAGUUAUAUUGUACAUGGUCCUAUUUUGUCUUUGUCGAGUGUAAAUAAUUGUAAAUUUGUAAAGUUAUGUAAAUGUUUAUAUUUAUUAACUGCCAAGUGUAAAUAAGUAUCAAAUAAAAUGUUUUAUAUUUCA
Messenger RNA from Macrosteles quadrilineatus (aster leafhopper), 2128 nucleotides. RefSeq lists its product as uncharacterized. The record is from RefSeq and is a predicted model, not a curated record. Gene Ontology annotation, molecular function: N-acetyltransferase activity. Lineage: Eukaryota; Metazoa; Arthropoda; Insecta; Hemiptera; Cicadellidae. The coding region runs from base 493 to 1233 and encodes 246 amino acids. The transcript is spliced from 4 exons.